UCCGUCAAAGAGUUCAUUAUCUGUCAAAUCGGACUCUCGUUGUACUCCAAGAACCAGAACUCCAACUCUUACCACUCGAAGACCUAUACCUUCUAUUUGUGUCCGCGAUCUCUGAUUAACCGCAAGUUUACGUUUUCCAUCGACAUGUCUGCCAUCGAGUUCUUGGCCUACAAUCACUUUGAUUUUGAUAAAUUCGCCAAAAAUGGUAUCAAUUAUUUGAAUGAAAAGGAAGAACAGGAUCUGAGGGAACAUUUCGACGACUAUUUGGACAUCGAUUUCAUAGACUGUCCGCUCAGAUACGAGAGCUCUAGCCAUCAGUUGUCUGACUGGUUGUCCAAUCGACUCAUUGGCAAGGAUUGUGGCAAUCAAUUGGUUCUGGGGUGUCGUCCCACAGCCAAUCCAUUACUGAAUUACGCCUUUUUAAGGGAAUUUCGCCGAAACUUCACUUCGGUUUGGGUUCAAGAAAUGAACGGCCGAUUUGUCGCCACUCCUGUCGAUGAGAAACAAAGGGCUCAACACAUGAAAGAGGAACAGAACGAAAGGGAACGAGUGAUCGACGGAAUGGUUGGGUUCUCCAAAAUAUUCCAGUGUCUGGUCGACGCCCGAAGACCCAUCGUUGGACACAAUAUGAUAAUGGAUUUGCUGUUCAUAUAUCACCACUUCUAUCAGCCCCUUCCCAGUCUGUCUCAACACAAUUUGGCCGAAUUGUCGCAUAUCUUCAAAAGUUCCUCUUUAGGCGAAAUAUAUCUGAAACUAUUGGACGACGAGAUUGUCAACAGUUUUCUAAAUUCUCCCAAAAUUGAACAAUUGGUUGAUGACAACCAUAAAGGUGCCGACCCAUCGGCCACCAAAUCUCAAUGGCUUAUCGCGAAGAAACGAAACAAAAAUUCAAAGUUUUUGAUAUCAAACUUGACGUCUAAACUGUCUGAAAAGGGNGUGAUUUACUUUCGAAAGACAUUCCUUUAAAUCUUUUCUUUAGACUAAAGAGUAAUUGUUUAAAGAAUUCCCACUCAAUGCCUAUAAUAGUGGCGUAUAUGCCAUAAACUUG
Messenger RNA from Oppiella nova, 1048 nucleotides. Lineage: Eukaryota; Metazoa; Arthropoda; Arachnida; Sarcoptiformes; Oppiidae. The record is from the annotation of a GenBank genome assembly.